Molecule: messenger RNA, 1406 nt
Organism: Hydra vulgaris (swiftwater hydra)
Lineage: Eukaryota; Metazoa; Cnidaria; Hydrozoa; Anthoathecata; Hydridae
Source: RefSeq, a predicted model, not a curated record
UUGAUGUUUGUUAAAAUGUCAAUAAAAUCUUUUAUAUACUGUAACGUAUAUUUACUAAAUUUUAAAUUAACUAUUGAAAUCGUAUUUAAUAUAUUUAGGUGAAUAUAAAGUUGGUGCGCGACUUCGGCAUCAGCGCCAUUGAGGAAAUUGACGGUGACGAAGGCGAUUUUUCAGUAAAAACUGAUGAGUUUGACGAAAAUGGUAAUUCUACAGCGGACAAUGCAGCAGCAGUCUUGGCAAGUGGAGUUGCCGGUAGCAUGAGUGUUAUACAUCUUCAAAGAUGUGCUGUCCACACUUUACAGUUAGCCGUGAAUGAUGCAUUGAAGAGGCCCACAAUAAAAAAUCUUAUUAGUCAUGCGAGAGAAGUUGUGAAAACUGCAAGAAAUUCUAAGUGGAUUGACUUCUUCAGGGACCAAGCUACACAUCUUGUUCCAAUUUUAGAUCAGGCUACUUGUUGGUCUAGCCAGUUCAAUAUGAAUGAGAGGCUAAUUAAGAUUCGACCAGUAAUUCAAAAUUUGAAUAUGCAAAAAGAAGCUCCAAAAGAAUUUAAUUUGCAACCAUAUCUUUGGGGAACGUGGGAGGAAUUGAGAGAUAUAUUGCAAAUGGCACGCGAUCUUACUAUUCGUCUUCAGCGUGAAAACAUCAGAACAUCAAAAACAGGUGAAUUCCUUUUUGAUUGGAAUUCAAUAAAGUGUAAACUAGACGGGAAGGACAGCGACUUAGCUAAAGAUUUCCGGAAAAGAAUGGAUAAUAGAGAGAGCGCACUACGCGAAAAUUCGUUGUUUCUUGCAGCAGUUUACGUGGAUAUUAGGCAUGGCUGUAUGCUGACAGCGACUGAAGACAAGAUAGCUGCAGCUGAUGGACUUUGGAAAAUUAAUUACAAACUGAUUCAACUGGCUAAUAAAAAUAAGAAUGAUGAACUGAACAAAACCAAAAAAAAAAUAGCGUCCAACUCUGUAACAGUUCAUAUUGCAGACUCUAGUUCAGAAAAUGAGGAAAAUGCUUCACCAGUCGCAAAGCGACGACCGAAUUUAUUUAUGCUGUGUGAACAGGAGAUUGAAGAGAAUUCUUCAGAAGAACAAAUGUAGAUUCAGCUAAAUGUAAUACAAACGGAGUUUCGACAAGCUCUAAAAACGAUUCCGGAAAUUCGUUCAAUAUUUAAAGACAACUCCCCCAACUUAGACGAGUUUUUAAAACUUAACCCAUUAAAAACAAUUCAGCAGUUUCCUGAAGUUUUACGGGAUGCCUGCCGAGUCGCUUUGUCGCUACCCAUAUCCCAAGUCAGUGUUGAGCGACUAUUUUCAGUCUUAAAGCACAUGACUCUAGACCAUCGUAGUCGAUUUACAUCUGAGUAAAUUGACGAUAUGCUUUUUUUACGAACAAACCAAUUUUUUAUUUGAAUAUUU